Messenger RNA from Blumeria graminis f. sp. triticale, 2241 nucleotides. The record is from the annotation of a GenBank genome assembly. Lineage: Eukaryota; Fungi; Ascomycota; Leotiomycetes; Helotiales; Erysiphaceae.
AUGCCUCUUCGCCAGGAGUUGCUGAAGAGACUUUUAUUCAUUAAUUGGAGGUCUCCUAGACCACCUUUCCUAUACGGGCGUUCUCAACCAUGGCCGUGGGCCCGUCGCAUUCAUCAUGCGGUAGUUUCUGGCCACAAACGACCGCCUAUCUCAGAAUCGGAUCAUGACAGCAUGAAGAUAACGGCAGGGAAUGUGAAUGAGGCUGAUAUAGUUUCUCGGGAUUACCUGGCGCAGCUCGAACACAGUUCAACGCUUCUUAGAUCCUCAAGGCGUAUUUCGACGAAGCAGCUGGACUGGCUUAAUUCUAGAUGGUGCCAACUUGUCACCUGGCUUAAUAGAGUGACUGAUCAUAAGAUACCAGUUUCUCCUACACAUGAGCGACAGACAAAUCCAGAAUCUCAACAUCCGCGCAUAUUAGAUGAAGAUUUCCAGAUUAUUCUGCAAGGUCUCUCUGACAGAACUUCUUGUUAUGGACAAGGUCGCGAUAAGCUUCGGUGGCAGUUUCUAUGGCCAGAAUUUAUGGCAAAGUUGAUAGUUUACCAUCUUGAUCGAGCUCUGGAGGUCUUGGAGGCGAUAUUAGAGACGACGUCGACUGCAUCACCGAUAUUUUUCUCUGCCAUAUCCGAUACCCUACAUUGCAUCAUUGUCCAUGAUUUUAAGUUAGAUCAUAAAAAAUGCCCUUCAGAUAAUGCCAUUCGAAUAUGUCGGUUUAUUCUGGGUCUACCGCCCAGCAUGUUCCAACCGCUCAGUAACCACUCCAUGUUCAUCCUACUCUCUCAUCUACCCCGAGAAUACCUGGUUCAGCUCUAUACUUUUAUUUCCAAUACUGAUAAACAAGAACUUUCAUCGUGGACACUCAUGCACUUUAUAUCAAGACUUGCCAAGCUUGGGGAGGUUGAUAUGGCUUUUGAAGCUAUGCAAAAGCUUAUGAAGUCUGGCUGUUUGAUUAAUAGACAGAAUGUGCUUAGCUUAUGCACAUCUCUUCUAUACGAGUCUAGCCUAGCUGCGGGUACGAACUGUAACACGUCAAUGAUAUUUCAGUACAUGCUUAAGUCAGGAGUGCGGCCUAAUAUUUUCAUCUACAAUGUGCUACUGUAUAGUACGAUUAAAAGUAUUGAGCCAAAGAAGGCAUGGGAUGUAUAUUAUGUGAUGGUCGAUUCAGGUAUUCAGCCUGAUACUGUGACCUACUCAAUACUGUUAAACGAUGCUAAGAAACGAAUGGAUUCCGUUGCCAUGCAGCGGAUUAUGAAUAUUAUUCGAGAAAGUGGUCAAACUAGCGAAUACAUUGUAACGGAUGUUCUUCACACAAUUUUGCUCCUGCACCAAAGGAUGAUGUCAAAGAAGAGACCAGAGCUUGAGUCAGCGCAUAGUCGUCAUGUUGUAUUUGAUAAGAUGCUAGAGGUUUAUGUAGAACACUAUGAGCUAGAGCCCUUGACUCACAUCAUUCCAGGACUUUCCGAGGUCUAUCCGCUCCCAAAUAGGCUGAGGACAUCAAAUCCGCCGUGGAUCCCUACUUCUGCCGUGUUAAGCGUCAUGCUCACGGGCUUUCUCAGUGUAGUUAGUGCGCAUGGGGCUAAAAUAUUCUAUGAAAACUUCAGGGAGCUCGUUCGCAAUGGCGACCCAGCUGUAGCUUCGCUGGUAAAGAAUACCUACGUUUAUAAUAAUAUUUUGAUGUGCUACUAUAAAUAUGAGGAAAGAGCAAAGGAUGCGCCCGACGUCAUAGCCGAUAUGAUUUCGCCCACACGCAAUGAUGUAGGUGUGGCAUCAGUAGGUAAUAGAGCGGCUCAUACACCCGCCAAGCCUGACAUCUUUACAUGGUCGAUUCUCGUCAAGAUAUUUAUGCGUCUGCAACUUACACGAGCGGCAGAGCGGGUAUUAAUCAUGAUGCAGCGCCGAGAUAUACAGCCGGAUAAUAUUACCUGGACGAGUCUUAUUUCAGGCUAUUCACGCAUUCAGAACGCCAAGAUGACGGGAGACGCCGUACGUCGACUUAAGCUGGCGGGCUACACGCCCGAUGACUUCGUCUACCGGUCAAUUGCGAGAGUGUAUCAACAGGAUCGACUCUUUCGCGCUAUGGCCCCGGGCGAAUCGAUGACGGUGGCGCCACCCACAUCAACAUGGAUAGAGAAUCUUAAAAAAGACAUAGCCCAAGGCUUGUCCGCGCGCAAGAUAGAGACGGAGUGUGAACAAGGAGUUGAGGAUGAGGCACAGGGCAAAAGCGAAGCAGGGCGUACAGGCUAA